AUGCAUAUCAUCUUUCAACACGAUCCGUAUAAUGUGCUGAUAUCAGAUUUGGACCAACUAUUCUGCGUAAACCACGUGGCCACCAGUCAGCUUGCUGAUUACAAGCUUGAGACGUGCAGUGGGCUCUCACAAUUGGUUAGUGGCCCACCCAGGGGCUCGGCUGUGCUCGACCCCUCUCUCUCCACCACACCACAUGCCAACUCUUGCGCGCCCAUGGCUGAAGCUUUGACCUCGACAUUGUCCAACCUCAACCCCUUCUCCAGGAAAGGCACAUCUCCGGAGGAUGACGAGAACGGCGAGGAGGUCGACAACACCACAAUCGCUGGUGGUGGCCAUAGUGCUCGGCAGACCGACGUCACCCAGCACCAACUGCGCGUGAGCAAUGCUUUGAAAGCCUUCUUGGUCGACCAGGGCGCGCUCACUAAACACGACCUUCGUGAUGACACCGACGAGGUACCAAGUGCGGCUCUGCACGCUUUGGUCAAGAAGCCACAUAUCAACGUUCCACCACAUGUCACUGACAGGUCGUACCCGUUACCCGAGUACUUUAUCAGCUCAAGCCACAACACGUAUCUCUUGGCACACCAGCUCUUCGGCACAUCCUCGGCGUCGGCCUACGAGACCGCCCUGAAAGCUGGUGCUAGGUGCGUCGAAAUCGAUGCUUGGGACGGUGAGGAAGAUAAGGACGAGCCAAAGGUUACCCACGGAUACACUUUGGUGUCCCACAUUCCCUUCCGCCAGGUCUGCGAGACCAUUCGCGAUGUGGUCGACCAAGAGGCGAAGGAGGCUGUCAACCAACAGGGUUAUCGGGCAGCUCCAAUCAUGAUAUCUCUUGAAAAUCACUGCGACGCUCAUGGUCAGCAGCGCUUGGUGGAUAUCAUGAAAGAGAUCUGGGGACACCGCCUGCUGAGCAAGGCCAUUCGAGAGAAGGGCCACCAGGAGCAAGAGGGUGGCGACCACGUCACGCUGGAGGACCUCGGCUCCAAGAUUGUCGUUAUCGUCGAGUUCCAUCUGCAAGGGGAGAAGGAUUCGGAAUCCAGCACCAGCGAUGAGUCAUCCGAUGACGAGAGUAAGGAGGCCCGCAAGAAGUACAAGGAGAAGAAGAAAACCACCGGCGCAGGUGUCAUCAUACCCGCACUCGCUGAACUCGGUGUCUACGCCCAGUCGGUCAAACCCGUCGACAACUCGUGGUUCGAGCAGCCGCAGAUGACUAACGGCCCUCACCACCACCUCAUCAAUGUCUCCGAAACUGGAUUACUGGGCCUCAUGCCCGAAUUCAACCAGAAUAUUGCAAAGCACAACGCGCACCAUUUGAUGCGAGUGUUUCCCAAGGGAACACGUAUCUCGUCCAAGAACCUAAAGCCGGUGCCAUUCUGGGGACUUGGGGCACAGAUCUGCGCUCUCAACUGGCAGACUUUCGGCAUCAGUAUGCAGCUCAAUGAGGCGCUAUUUUCAGGCACAGACGGAUACGUCCUCAAGCCUGCAUCGCUACGAAGUGGCGGAGAUGGAAGCGUGACGACUGGGCGGAAGAAGCGUCUACGUGUCCACGUCGCCGGAGCCACGGAUCUCCCACUUCCAAAGGGCCGGGAAGCGGACGAAAUCAAGCCGUAUGUGACCGCAUCGCUUAUGCAUCCCUCCGAUGCCAAGAAGGACGACCCGACUUCGAACAAGCAGAGGACUGGGUCAUAUAAACAGCACAAGCUUGGCUUUCUGCAUCGUGGGGAGAACCCGCCGCCAACGGACCCUGUCUGGGAUGAGACGCUCGAAUGGGAGUAUGAGGACAGUGAGCUGGCUUUCCUUAGGGUUCUGGUCAAGAGCGAUGACACGUUUUCCGUCAACCCUAUCCUUGCGCUUACUACUGUGCGGAUUAUGUAUGCGACAGAGGGCUGGAACUUUAUCCGCAUGUUGGACUUGAAGGGACGGGAAACGAAGUCCUCGUUGCUGGUCAAGUUUGAGGUCCAGGACGCUGAUUAG
Diaporthe amygdali is the source of this 1974-nucleotide messenger RNA. Its product is annotated as 1-phosphatidylinositol-bisphosphate phosphodiesterase delta-3. Gene Ontology annotation, molecular function: phosphatidylinositol-4,5-bisphosphate phospholipase C activity. The record is from RefSeq and is a predicted model, not a curated record. Gene Ontology annotation, biological process: lipid metabolic process; phosphatidylinositol-mediated signaling. NCBI's taxonomy places the organism in Eukaryota, Fungi, Ascomycota, Sordariomycetes, Diaporthales, Diaporthaceae. The coding region runs from base 1 to 1974 and encodes 657 amino acids. The transcript has 4 exons.